UCCAGGUUUUACCUGUGCGUCAGUCUUGCAUUAUAGAACACACACUGAGUGCCGUCUGUCAGUAUCGAUCGUCUCCUCCAACCAGGUACACUUACCGCAGCAUCACCUGGUGUCUACAGGUAGCAUCUCAUUACCUCAAGGUAGACCAGCUCCCGAGAACGACACAGUUGUUAAGUUUUACGGAAGCGAAUAGCACACUUUCGAAAAUGGAGGUUUCUCGUCAGCUUCUCGUUAUUGGGGUGCUGGCCAGCUUGGGUUUGUUGAUGAAAAUAAUUGUGUUUACUAGCCCUGGCUGGGCUGGCGUACAUAUUCCUGUGAAGAAGGCACAACCUGUGUUUAUCGACGAUAUGGUGAUGCCGCCAUGUGAUGACGGAAGUAUUAGCGAAAUCCCGGAAGAUGCCAGGACGGACCAAAUGCGUCGUCUUCCUCCAUGCAAUAUGGUGAAACCGGCACCAUCUAGGAGAGUUGCGAUGCAUGAGGAACACAGGAGAGGAAAACACCACUGUGGUCCCGGUGUACACAUGUCCCUUGGUCUUUGGUACACCGUCACGUGCACUCGCGUCAGUAAACAGGACGGGAAGAGUAGUCCACCACCAACCCCGGAGAUGAUUAUUGAUCGCAAGAAACGCAGCAACCAUGACAGUUCCGAGGAGAUUGACGAUGACGAUGACGACCAUGAUGAUCAUGACAAAAUGAGGAAGAACUGUCACGUGACGUCAUACAAGCACGCCGAUGACGUCGCUAACGAUCUACCCGCUGAGACAAGACCUUUGGCUGAAAUAGUGAAAAACAUUGCACUAUACACGGAUAAGAUGCUGUGUGAGUUCCGAGUAGAGGCCACCAUCGGACUCGCCAUGUCCUUCAUGGGAAUCUUCGCUCUGUGGGUGUAUGCUCGUGGUGGCGCUAGGGGUCGCUGGAGUGCUAUCUUGUCGUUCAUGUCCCUCCUCACAUCCGGUGUCAUCUACCUCGUUGCGGUCGGUAAGGUGGCGUCCGUUCUCAUAAUGGCUCACAAGUAUCUGGAGUUCCAGAUGAGUGACCUCAACGUCCACAUCACUGUGCCAUGGUGCCUCAUUGUCGCCGUGGUCGGCUCCUUGUUGACCUUGGUCGCAACCUUCGGAAUGCUUCUAGUUCUAUCUAGGGGACACAACACCCGUGAUAUCGCAAAGCCAUAUGCAGUGGGCAUGAACGAGAACGGCAAAUAUGCCCGUUUCGUCAACGACGAAGCCGGCCCACUUCCCAUGAAGGUGAAGUUUUAAGGAAGACAUUCCUGAAAACAUUGUUUUUUUUUUUUUUAUACAUGUAUAGUUUUUUGUGACUUUCCUUUUUUAUAUAUAACCCACUUAUUUGUGAAUGUAAGAACGAGGCUGGCCUUUAUGUACACGAUUCGUAGGAUGUUUGCGGAAUCAUCUCUGAAUACAGUUGUUUGAUGCAAUGACUCCAAUCAGGGACCAUAGAUGAAGAUGUACUGGCAUUGAUGUACUGUGAUGAACAGGCAAUGAUGUACUAUGAUGUACCCGCAUUGAUGUACUGUGAUGAACAGGCUAUGAUGUACUGUGAUGUACCCGCAUUGAUGUACUGUGAUGAACUGGCAAUGAUGUACCCACAUUGAUGUACUGUGAUGAACUGGCUAUGAUGUACUACGAUGUACCCACAUUGAUGUACUGUGGUGAACUGGCUAUGAUGUACUGUGAUGAACUGGCAAUGAUGUACUACGAUGUACCCACAUUGAUGUACUGUGAUGAACUGGCUAUGAUGUAUUGUGAUGAACUCAAUUAAUAAAUUAAUAUCGGAAUAAUCCAGAGAAAAGCUUUCUGUAGUGUUUGCGUUUUUAAAAACUUUUUGUUAGUCUUACUUUAUUUGAUAUUUAUCUUCGAACGCUCAAACAAAUUUUGAAAUUGAUAGCAUUUCUUCUGUAAAGCAAAUGUAGACUGUAUUUGUUUUUCUUCCAAACGUAAUUAAAUACACCAAUUUCAGGCAUAAAGAACUACUAUAGGACGCAUACUUUCGGCUUUGUUGUGAGUACUUACCAAUUAGGCAAACCAGAUAUUUUGUUAUACGGUAUUUUGUAUUUUCAGAAAUAAAAUUUGUUAUUUUGUGUC
Pecten maximus is the source of this 2099-nucleotide messenger RNA. RefSeq lists its product as uncharacterized. The transcript is spliced from 3 exons. Lineage: Eukaryota; Metazoa; Mollusca; Bivalvia; Pectinida; Pectinidae. The coding region runs from base 207 to 1256 and encodes 349 amino acids. The record is from RefSeq and is a predicted model, not a curated record.